AUGGGAUGGCUGAGCAGAAUUCUGCACUUGCCAGGGACCUGGAGCCCCAACCACCUGAAUUCUUUUCUUACCCAAUGUGUCUACUUCCUGUAUCCUGAUCCUGACGGUGACUUUGUUUUUGUUUCUCAAUACUCAGCCUGCUUCGUGCAGAAGGAGCAAAAUUACAGGUUGGAAAUCAGAAUAUUUCAAACAGGGGUGAGAAGGUUGGAGCAGAGUGUCUGCUUCAUCAUGAAGUGUCCAGUGUUAACGUCCAGGCUGGGCCAGGGGGGCGUCUACUGUGGGCCCACGUUCGUUCAAAUGCCAGGCACGGAGACCACCACUGUCAUCACCCGAAGGCCAAGGCGAGACCUUCUUCCAAGGCGGGAGGUCAGUGGCGAGCCAACGGUCCCUGACCUGAGCUGGGUGACACUUGGGGGUUUAGGCCGCAGGCCAGUCCCCUGUGGAGGGAGCUUGCUUCUGGAAGUUCAGAGGCCACUGCGGGGGGGGGGGGGGACACUUCUGCCUCACCAGGUGCUCAACACCUCCGAGGGUCUCCUGCCACUCUAACUGGUGAACGGCUUCUAUGCCUGUUUUCUAGAAGAUGCUUGCCCACCGGGAUCCGAGCUUUGUUUCUUAAGAACAGCUUUGGUGAGGAAGGGGAACCAGGUCGCUGAAGCUAAAGGCGGUCUCCGUGGAGACAUUUCUGCAGCUUCCGAGGGGCAGGCUUGCUCCUGGCAUCUGCUUCCUUAUGGGUCUUCCCGGAUGGUGGGGUCCGUCCCUGGGUCUUGGGGAGGGCCUGUUUCUUCCCUUCCGCCCAGCCACCAAGUAAUCUCACGUCGCCGAUCAGGAAGCGCACUGUGCUGGCCACAGGACAUCAACCCCCCGCUGAGGUCCUGGAACCGCCCUUUUUGUCUGCAUACCUGCGAAGUGUGUAUUUUUCUGUGUCCCGUGACCUUCCCCAUUCCAGAGUCAGAGGCCUUACUCGACAUCCCAACGCAGAGACUGGGUCUGGUCAAAGAAGGUUGCCACGUGGAGGAAAUCCUGAGCUUGGUGGCAAGGGUGCUGCGGGUCCAGUUCAGCAUCCGUCAUGACAGCCGUCCUCGCGUCUUCUGGAAGCCCCUCCUCCUUUGGGCCACUGAUGCCACGUGGAAUCAGAGACCUGGAAGGCGGGGCUGUGGGGCCAGCUGCAAUGCCAGGAGGCCCAAGAAGCCUCUGGAAUGCAGGCUGUCUGUAGGUAGCCCUGGAACGGGCGAGAUGGCUGCCCCCGUCCCCUGGACCGUGGAGAGCUCCUCCCAGCAUGUGGGUGAGCGAGUCACCGUGGGGGUGCGCCUGCCGGUCUCACACCUGAUGCGGUCUGCUCCCCCUCCACCAUCCCCAGGAGGGGACACCCUUCCAGCAGGAAGGCCACCUGCUUCCUCUCCCCACUCCUCUCUGGGGUCCAAACAGUCCAAAGUGUUCCUGGUCUCAAGGCCAUCCAUUUCCAUGACUCUAGGAAGUAUGAGGCCUGAGCAGAGCUUUGCCCGGCCACCAGGAAGUCCCCUCCUGCUGGGAAUAUUGUCAGGGGGGAUGUGGCUGCCAGAGCCCGCAGAACCCACAUGGGCAACCAGUCCCGAAAGUCACAGGGCUUGUGAGCUUCAGAAGAACGUGGAGGGGCUUCUGAGAGGCCCCCUGGCUGGGGUGAGUCCUGGGAGCGGCCCAGGGGAUGCCAAGUAAGAGGAGUGGGGAGGACGAUGUACGGGCAUGCCUCCCACC
This is a messenger RNA of Herpailurus yagouaroundi (jaguarundi), 1731 nucleotides long. It is a transcript of the gene CIROZ, whose product is annotated as ciliated left-right organizer protein containing ZP-N domains. Lineage: Eukaryota; Metazoa; Chordata; Mammalia; Carnivora; Felidae. The record is from RefSeq and is a predicted model, not a curated record.